CUGAGACACAGUUUCCUUAGACAAGAUGCGUGUGACAUUGGAUAGAUGAAAAUCCGGCAUCUCUAGGGACCACUACUUUGGAAUUCCUGCCCCCUGUAGGUGAUGAGAGUCAAGUUGUAAAGAAGGUGAAGGACAUGCCUUAAAAUGCAGAACACAUCCUGCACAGAGGAUAGGAUUCAGCAUGCACUGGAGAGGUGUCUACACGGGCUCUGUGAGAAAAUCGAAUCUCCCUCCUCCUCGUGGACAGCUGGACUUUGCCUCAACUACUGGAGUUUAGAGGAGCUGGUAAAUCGUGAGCCUGCAAAUCACAUUAUCCUGGCAGAGAAAAUCCUAGACAGGACAAGAGAGGCCCAGGAAAAAUGCGAGUACGAGCUUCUUACACCUCUUGCAUUGAUGUUUCAUUUUGCGGUUCUCUUGGCCCCCUGGAUUCCUGAGGAGUAUGAUCUUCUAUCUAAAGCCUUUGAGACAUUUCAUGCAUUCCUUACUUGGCCAGCUCCAUAUUGUGACAUUUACCAGGAGAUUCUAAGUUUUAUAAGUGAAGAGCAAAAAGUUCCAGGAAUCACCUACCAGCGCCUAGUAAGAGCAGAGCAAGGUCUACUGACUAAAUCGUCCAUUCCCAGCAUUGUGACGGUGCUCUUGGUGAACCCUGCAGAGCUACCCAAGGAGUUUGUAUCAGUCGCCGACCGUCUGUGCAACACAGAGCAAACUGCACAAAACACUUACAUUUCUCUCAUCCAGCAUUUGUAUCAAGCCAACCUUGGACCAUCCCCCCAAAUCACACUCAUAAAGGAUAAACUCAAGUCUAAGACAGAGGAGCAACUUGAAACAAUCUUUGCUGAUUUGUCCGAGACUGUAGAACAAGUAGCCAAUAGCAGUGACAUAGAAAAAAAUAGAGAGUGGCUGAAGAAUAAGCUGCGGGAGACUGGGGAACAAGCUGGUUUUCUAGGGGACAAAACAGGGAAUUUCACAUCCCAGUUCAAGCCUAUUUAUCUUCCAGUUCCCAAGUGUUACACGUAUAUUUGGGAUCAAGACAACUUUGAUGUUCUGCAUAAUAUACUAUUACACGAAGAAGACACUAGGGCAACCAGUCUUCCUCCUGAAUACGAAGUCAAUGAGGAAAAUUAUGAUGACGGUGAAGAGGAGGAAGAAGAAGAAGAAGAAGAACUGGAAGAGGUAGAAGAGGAAAUUCAUACUGAAACUAACCAGAGAGAUUCAGUAUUCUCUAGUAACUCUAGAAGAUAUGUGUACUGGAGCACACCAAGUAACGUCCAAGAGGAAGCCAACAUGGCCAAAAUCUCUAACCACUCCAUGCAAUUUGUCUCUAACCUGUCCAGUUGCGUAGAUAGUGGAUACAUUGAGGACAGUGAUGACAGUUCCCAGGAGACACCAGAAAGGAUGGAUUAUCGAGAAGAAAAGGUCAAUCGGAAAUUUACUCAGAAGAUUUGUAAACUGUUUAGAUCCAAGAACCAUCUAUCUAAAGGCAAGUCAAAGACUGAGUUGAGCAAUUCUCCCACCUAUUCUAUAACAGGUUCUACGUCUAACUUGCAUAAUAUACCAUUAAGAAGAGCAGGUAGUUUAUGUACGCCCCAGGUAACACGGGUGCCAGUACGGUCAAAAAGAUCUAAGUCACUUCCCCAACAUGCUCUUGGUGUCCAUAUCUGGGAAAUCCAGCAGAAUCAAAAACUGGCUUGGAAAAGAAGGCCUUUCCUGAGCACCAAUGAGGACGCCAAAGCUUCAACACUGAGAGUUGUGGUGUUCGGUUCUGAUCGAAUUUCUGGAAAGUUAGCCCGAGCAUAUAGCAAUCUAAGGUUAAAGGAAAGUAAAUGCCCGUUGCUAACAAGGUUCUUCAAGCUGAAGCUGUACUACAUACCAGUGAGAAGAAAUAGUUUACUCCAAACCGUAACACUGACAAACCCUGACUCCCCCAUGAAAUCUCCAAGCCCGUUAGGAAAGACUACCCCAGAGGAUGUGACAAGAACAGAGGAAAGCACUAAUGACAUCUCUCACUACAUCGGAAUGUUAGAUGUGUGGUACAAGCGGAACAUCCUGGGUUUGAUGGAUCUUCCCACAUCUGUUCUCUCUCAGUCCUCUACACCUGAAAACGGCUCAGGAGAGACCCAAAAGAUGCCGAUCCUUGCCGACAUGGUGCUUUAUUACUGUCGUUUUGCUAACCGGUCUCUACUUCUCCAGUUGUACCAAGCUGAGAUCACAUUUGACGGUGGCAGGAAACAGACAGAGGUUUUUAUACAGUCUUUGGAAAUGGGGCAUUCUGCAGCACUAAGAGCCAUUAAAGCUUCAGGUCCUGGCUGCAAGAGGCUUGGUAUUGAUGGAGAUCGAGAAGCAAUCCCUUUUACACUACAAAUAGUUUAUAGCAAGUCUAGCAUAAGUGGCCGGAGCCGAUGGAGUGAUGGAGAAAAGGUGUGUACAUCUGUCAGCCUGAAAAAAGCAUGCAAGACGUUCGAAGAACUUGAUUCCAAGAUGGAAUGUCUAAAUCUUACUGUAAGGGAAGUGGUAAAAAGGCAGAACUCCAAAACUAAGAAGAGUUUUAAUCAGCAGAUCAGCAUUUCUGAAAUAAAAGUCGACAAAGCUCAGAUCAUAGCACAGAAUGGAGGAACUUUUCCUUUGUGCUUGGACCAAGACGAACGCAAAAUACUUCAGCGGGUCAUAAAGUGCGAGGUUUCUCCAUGCUACAAGCCUGAUAUCAGAGACUUAAGCCACAUCUACAGGCCUCACUGGUCACACAACUCUCAGGACCAAUUCUGCUCCCUUCUGUGUUUGCCAGUAGCAACAUUCAGUGGUGCUCAGCUCUAGAUGGAAGAUACAAAGACUAUUCUUCUCUAUCCUUCAAAUCAGCAAUGUUUAAAACUUUUUUUUUUUUUUGUAAAUUGAUCUACAUAAGUGGAAUCCUUUCUUACGGUACAAGCAACAGUUCUGCAAGAACACCUUGCCUACAGAUGUCCUAUAGAUUGCAAAUUGUACCACACUAUACCAGAGUAGUUCCAUGGCAUGGUGUGGACCUGAGGACAAAUCUGCUUCUUUGCCAGAAACUGAAAAUGAAUAGAAAUUGACAUAUGCAAUUACUUUGGAUACAGGUUUCUGGAUCUCUGUAUUACCAGCAUUGGUGGAAAUAUGGUUUAACAGAAUGGCUCCAUAUACUUAUAGCUGUUGGAUGAGUCUGUCAACUUCCAUGAAUAAGAAUUGGAUCACCAAAAAGAAACUUGUCUUGCUGUGGUCAUUAGAAUUUUGUCUGUCAUUUAAAGCUGAAGCUAUGUAUGAAGAUGUUACACAUGGUAACCAAUCAGAUUCCACCAUUCAACACCUUUCAACAUAAAAAUAAGUCAUGUGAUUGGUCGCUGUCGGGAACCAGUCUUUUUUGUUUGCACUAUUUUAUUAUCUUAAGGGGUACUCCGGUGGAAUUAAUAUUUUUUUUUUUUUUUUUUUAAAUCAAAUGGUGCCAGAAAGUUAAAACAGAUUUGUAAAUCACUUCUAUUUAAAAAUCUUAAAAGGGGUAUUCCAGGAUUUUUUUUUCAUUUGACUAUGCUACAGGGGCUGUAAACUUAGUGUAGUUCAUAAUAUAGUGUCUGUACCUGUGUGUGAUGGUUUUCUCACAAUUCAUUUGUGAUUUUCACCCCAAUAUUUAUUUUUAUCAGCAGACAAAAUGACUGUUGUCUCAGAUUUUUACCAGCUUGCAAUGCGGCAGAGACCUGACUCACUAGUCAGCUGAUGACAGGGAGCCUGUCUGCUUCAAUGGGUGGAGUGAUCAGUCUGCAACUAAUGCAACAGCUGUAGGCACCCUGAUUGGGUGUUUCAAUGGGUGGGGGGGGCUGAUGUGUGGGAGGGAGGAAAAUGGAAUUAUGGGAUUUGUAGUAAAAAAUUAGAAAAGUAAAACAGGAAAUACCAGUUCACAAAAAGCUAGCCACAGUGUUAUGGUAAUCUCAUGACAUAGCCAUUUAGCCCCAAGACAAGCGCAGAUCCAUUACUGUCUGCCAGGUACGUACUAAAAUCCCCUUAUGGUGGAGAACCCCUUUAAUCCUUUCAGUCCUUAUCAGCUGCUGUAUAAUGCAGAGGAAGUUCUUUUUUUUCUUUCUUUUAUGUCUGACCACAGUGCUCUCUGCUUACACCUCUGUUCAUGUUAGGAACUGUCCAGAGAAGGAUAGGCUUGCUAUGAGGAUUUGCUCCUGCUCUGGCCAGUUCAUGACAUGGACAGAGGUGUCAGCAGAGAGCACUGUGGUCAGACAGAAAAUAAAUUUGAAAAGAAAAGAACUUCUUCUGUAGUAUACAGCAGCUGAUAAGUACUGAAGGAUAAACAAAAUUUUAAUAGAAGUAAUUUACAAAUCUGUAUAACUUUCUGGGACCAGUUCUUUAAAAAAAAUAAAAAUUCCACCGGAGUACCCUUUUAAAGUUCACUGUCUCUGUAAAUACUGUAUAAUGUUGAUUCUAAAAAAAAAAAAAAUGGCUGUAAAAUAGGUAUAAAAAGCAGCUUUUUUUAUUUUAUCUUUUAUAAAUCUUAUAAUGUAUUAUGUAAAGUCUAUGGAAAAGGGGCUGUAAAAAAAAUAAAAAAAUAUAAAAGUAUACAGUAUGCCCUGAUUAAAAACAGUGUAGUUCAAAACACGUCGGAAUUUCAACAGCGUUUUUAGGUAAUUUUUGGAUUUUAUUGUUUGAGAGGUGGCGCUCUUUUCACUAUUCAUCAGCUAUUUGCAUCAGGGAUAAGCUCAAGUUACUGUUGUCUGUCCUUCCGACAAACGUAUUACAUGUCUCCUGUAAACUUCACUUUAUGACAGUGAGCUGACAUUUUUGUAAGUUGUACUGUACAUUGAAUCAUAUCACAAUUCAACCAUUAAAGGGGU
Molecule: messenger RNA, 4847 nt
Organism: Hyla sarda
Lineage: Eukaryota; Metazoa; Chordata; Amphibia; Anura; Hylidae
Gene: PIK3R5
Product: phosphoinositide-3-kinase regulatory subunit 5
Exons: 19
Coding region: 145-2811 (888 amino acids)
Biological process (GO): positive regulation of MAP kinase activity; G protein-coupled receptor signaling pathway
Cellular component (GO): phosphatidylinositol 3-kinase complex, class IB
Molecular function (GO): 1-phosphatidylinositol-3-kinase regulator activity
Source: RefSeq, a predicted model, not a curated record